UGGGCUCGAUUGCUACUGUCUUUGUGCAUCGCAAUUCAAAAAUGGCGACCACGAACCCCUCACAGCUGCUCCCGCUCGAGCUGGUGGACAAGUGCAUCGGCUCCAGGAUUCACAUCGUCAUGAAAACGGACAAAGAGAUAGUCGGGACUCUGCUGGGCUUUGAUGAUUUUGUCAACAUGGUCCUGGAGGAUGUGACAGAAUUUGAAAUCACACCAGAGGGACGAAGGAUUACCAAACUAGACCAGAUUCUACUCAAUGGAAACAACAUCACAAUGCUCAUUCCUGGAGGUGAAGGGCCUGAAGUUUGACUGCUGCACUCAUUAUUCACGUGUUUUUUAGUUGUUCAUGUGAAUCAUACUUUUUUGUUUCUUGUUGAUGAAAAUAU
Messenger RNA from Periophthalmus magnuspinnatus, 385 nucleotides. RefSeq names its product LSM5 homolog, U6 small nuclear RNA and mRNA degradation associated (gene lsm5). The transcript is spliced from 5 exons. Lineage: Eukaryota; Metazoa; Chordata; Actinopteri; Gobiiformes; Gobiidae. Gene Ontology annotation, biological process: mRNA splicing, via spliceosome. Gene Ontology annotation, cellular component: U6 snRNP; U4/U6 x U5 tri-snRNP complex; Lsm1-7-Pat1 complex. The coding region runs from base 42 to 308 and encodes 88 amino acids. Gene Ontology annotation, molecular function: RNA binding. The record is from RefSeq and is a predicted model, not a curated record.